AGUACCGAGGUCAGCGGCCGGGCCCCGCCCUGCCCGCCCUGCAGGCCGCACCCCCCGCAGGCUGGCUGCCCCGCCGUCCGGCACACCACACCCCACGCUCUGGCGCAUUUCCUGCAGCACAGCCAGGCGCGGAUCCCCGGCGCUGGAACAGGUGACAUCAGGAGAGGCAGCGGUGACGGACUUCGUGCGGCUUGCUCUCCGGAAUUCUGCAGCUGAGGGGUGGAGUCUGGGUUGUACGGCGAGCCAACCGCGAGCGUCUAUGCAAAUAGGGGCUGGCCCCGCCCCCAGACGCGAGCUCGGCCCUCCGGCCUCCGUCCGACCCCGGCCCGCGCGCUCCAGCCGCGAUGCCGCACGCGCUUUGCGCCCGGCCGUCGGGGGACGCCCGAGCGCCCAGGUCCCGCGCACGCCCACCCAGGAGCGCCCGCAGCCCCGCACUGCCGGCCCCGAGGCCCGGGUGAGUAUCAUUUCGGCGCCCCCAGGUCGGGUAGCCCCCGCUUCCCGACACUCCUUCAUCGGGAUCCCAGCUGCUGCGCAGACACUGCUGCCUGGGGUCCCUGAGCGCAGCGCCCGCCGCCGGCAGUGCCAGCCUGGGGCCCGGGAGCUCCGGCCGAGGACCCGGAAGAUUGUGUUUGAGGAUGAGCUGCGCUCCCGGGCUCCUCUGCACCCCGAGAAGCGCCCCGAAGGUCGGGGACCCAGCCCUCACUCAGUGCCGGACUAUGAACUCAAGUACCCAGCACUGAGCAGCCAGAGGGCCCGGAGCCGCUACGCAGCAGUGUUCCACGACCAGUACGGAGAGUUCUUGGAACUGCAACGACAGGUGGGGGCCACACACGUCAAGCUCCAGCAGCUGAAAACCCUGCUAACGUCACUGCCUGCACCCCAAAGCCAGAAGGAAGCUCGGCUGGUAGCUCGUGUCUGGAGAGAGUUUGAGAGGAAACGCGUGGAUCCUGGCUUCCUGGAUAAGCAGGCUCGCUACUGCUACCUGAAGGGUAAACUGAGGCACCUCAAGGCCCAGAUCCGAAAAUUUGAUGACCAAGGGGAAAACAACAGCGACAGCUCUGUGUACUUCUGAGUAUCCUGAUGACCCAGUGGCUGGCCCCUCCUCUGGACCCCAACUCUGACCCCAUGGAGACCCUGCCUCAGUUCUAGUGGAAUUCCUCAAAAUCCCAUAGAAUAAACACGGGUUAGAGGCCUACUGUGUACAAUU
Molecule: messenger RNA, 1207 nt
Organism: Nannospalax galili (Upper Galilee mountains blind mole rat)
Lineage: Eukaryota; Metazoa; Chordata; Mammalia; Rodentia; Spalacidae
Gene: Ocel1
Product: occludin/ELL domain containing 1
Exons: 5
Coding region: 260-1072 (270 amino acids)
Biological process (GO): bicellular tight junction assembly
Cellular component (GO): cytoplasmic vesicle; bicellular tight junction; apical plasma membrane
Source: RefSeq, a predicted model, not a curated record